UAUCAGCAUGCUAGUGAGAUUUUAUUUGGGAUAUCACAGGUGGCCUUCAGCUUUGAGGAUCAGAUUUAACUGUGAUUCUAAAUGAGAAAAAGAAAUAACCUCCCCCCCUGUCCCAAAUUGACCAGCUUCAAGUUCUUAAAGUGAAUUGGCCUGUUUAUUCCUUGUGCCUGUCUUGUCAUAGCUAGCUCAAGGGGACUACCCAUGGGUAUAAGUUUAGGUCUGUGUCAGAGACUUUGUAGGAUUGAAGGCAGGCUGAUGAAUAGCAAGGAAAGAUUUCCAUUCUGAAAGAAUAAACAUGUGGCUUUUAUUCUGAGCUGAAUUGAAGUGAUUAAUGUUCGUGUCUGUCUUUCAAUCCUGGAAAGUGUCCCACAUGUCUAAUCAUGGACCGAGUGCUUUCUGGGGAAGAUGGCAUGGGAAAAUGCUGCAUGAGAUUAAAAGCCUUGUCAUUGAGGAACCAAAGUAUUGGCUGGAUGUUAUCUCUAUUUGGAGAAACUUUCAUGGGAGCGAGGGGAAAAAAGAUGAUAUCUCUCAAGAAAACAGUUUGCAUCUGAAGAGAAAAUCAGAACAAGAGACAAAUAUUGCAACUAAAAGGCAGAAAAAAGAACAUGCGAGAGAGACUGUGUCUGAGGAAUGUCAAGCAGAAACUGGAGAGAGGUGUGUGGUUCCAGAGAGAAAGAGUGAUCGGAACUGCCAGACUGAGAGCAAGACUUCCUCAGAAGUCCCUUCCAAAAGCAAUAGAGAGGAACCUGUUGCAAAUGAGCAGAUUAGCUUCAGAGUUUCUUGUCGUUGUAGUGGAGCAGUUGCCAAAAUACUUCCUUCACAGGAGAUUGGAAGAGCCAUCGGCAUAGCACUCAUGAAGCAGUGUGGGUGGCGGGCUGAUCUGCGGGACCCCGAUCUAGAGAUCUUUGUACAUCUUAAUGACGUUCACUCUGUGGUGGGGAUUCCUCUUUUCAGGCUUCCAUUGGCAAACAGAGAGUAUAUCAAAACAGCAGGACUGCGGUCAACAAUUGCGUGGGCCAUGGCAUCUCUGGCUGAAAUCAGUGCAGGUGCCUUUGUGCUGGAUCCCAUGUGUGGGCUAGGAACGAUACUGCUGGAAGCUGCCAAAGAGUGGCCCGAAGCCUGUUACUGGGGUGCUGAUAUAAGCGAUUCACAGUUAGAGGGUGCAGAUGUGAAUAUUAGGACGGCAAGCCUGGUGGAUAAGAUUGAGUUACUUAAAGCUUCUGUGAAAGUCUGCAUGGGUUGGUGGCUUUGUAGUACCGUUUGUGAGGAUAAUUACAGAAGGAGCUAUGAAUCCGGGUGCAUAACCCAUGGAAGAGCUGACAGGCAGUUUUGUAAGGUGAAUGGGAGCAUAGCUGGUGUUCGUUUUUCACAGUUGGAUGUAAAGACCUGCCUGUAUUCUGCAGCGUUGCCGUUGCCUUCAGAAAGCUUUGAUGCUGUGAUUUCGGAUAUUCCGUUUGGGAAGAAGUUCAAGAUCACAAAAGACAUACAGCUCCUUCCAGAUAUUCUCCAGGAAAUGGAGAGAGUACUUCGUGUUGGAGGCACUAUUGUAUUGCUGCUGAGCCAAGAGCUCCAUAAGCAUGUGGAUGGCAUUACCAAGGGUGCUGAAAAUGACUCUCCUCAUGCCAUUUCUGAUGGCGCAAGUGAAAGUGCCACUGCAAAAGCCCUGAGUGUUGAUGGGAAUUCUUCCUCCCUGGUGAAUGGUGUUGAAGAAUCCGUCCUCAGCAGCAGACAGACGCCUUUUGGGUCUCUGGUGCCAGAUGGUGUCUAUGGAGUUAGUCUUGGAAAGACAGAUGCUUUCAUAUACAAAUACAGGAAGAUCUCUUCUGGCAAUCGGUAGCUUUCUUGUACUGUGCCUAAGUGAUCAUGAAUCCUGAUACACCUGAAGAGCACAGGGCAGUGAGUCGGUGGAGCCCUGCUGAUCUGAACCCUGUGCCAUUUAUUAGCUCACCUCACUUUCUUUGGAUGUUCUGAGGCACUGCUUUUCUCUCUUUGGUUUUUAGGAGAGGUGGAAGAUGCCUACUAGUGUUUCAGAUGUUUUUACUGUAAAAUACUGUAAUGAGACAGAGUCCUCAAAUCUUUGUUUAGGUAAAGCCUCUCAGUAUUUGGAGAAGUUUCUUUGGGAGAGAAGGUCUUUGUUUGCAGAACUGCAAAAAUAAAUGUGGUAAUAUUAAACAUAAAGGGAUUUUUCAUAUUCAGUAGUAUUUUUUAGGAAGCACAUGUUGUCUGAAGAAGUCUCCAGCUCUUUGAGGGCAGGAUGUAUGCUUUAUCAUGUGCUUUGCAGUCUGGUAUUUUAUUUUAAAACUUGUUUCUGAUGAGUGUGAAAUGUCGCUGUGGCAAUCUCUUGGAGUGGAAAAUAAACUAUUUUCUGUAUUAAUUCUUUGCAGCGUUUGCAUGUGCCUAAUGCUUUAGGUUUUUAGGG
Messenger RNA from Egretta garzetta (little egret), 2419 nucleotides. RefSeq names its product THUMP domain containing 2 (gene THUMPD2). The transcript has 9 exons. Gene Ontology annotation, molecular function: RNA binding; tRNA (guanine) methyltransferase activity. The record is from RefSeq and is a predicted model, not a curated record. Gene Ontology annotation, biological process: tRNA methylation. Bases 332 to 1837 code for a protein of 501 amino acids. Lineage: Eukaryota; Metazoa; Chordata; Aves; Pelecaniformes; Ardeidae.